This is a messenger RNA of Aedes albopictus (Asian tiger mosquito), 1196 nucleotides long. Its product is annotated as zinc transporter ZIP2-like. Gene Ontology annotation, biological process: zinc ion transmembrane transport. The coding region runs from base 229 to 1188 and encodes 319 amino acids. Gene Ontology annotation, cellular component: plasma membrane. Gene Ontology annotation, molecular function: zinc ion transmembrane transporter activity. NCBI's taxonomy places the organism in Eukaryota, Metazoa, Arthropoda, Insecta, Diptera, Culicidae. The transcript has 2 exons. The record is from RefSeq and is a predicted model, not a curated record.
UGGUUUCACUGUAGAUAGGUCGCGGCGCGGUGGCAAGGCAACGAUGACGACGUCUCUCGUUGUUGGCCCUAUCUUCGCCGUUUGACGCCCAGUCUGGUUCUGGUUACAAACUCAAACGGCUAUUAUUGCGCGUGAUAAAAUGGACAGCGGCAGCGCAACAACCAGUGAAGCGCGAAUACAAAACCGGAUUCGCCCACAUCGUCAGUCUGUGCGGUGGAGAUCACGAGAAUGGCUGCUAGUAGUGAGGUGACAGUUCUGGCGAGUAGUGAAUCGAACGAUGAGGGAACCAAACUGCUGGCGAUUUUUGUGCUUGGAGUGGGCAGCUUGGUGUGCGGAUUGAUACCGGUGUACUGGACCAAGCAGCAUAGCCGGCCCACCCUGAUAACGUUGUUGCUGUGCUUCGGAGCGGGCGUUCUGUUGGCCACCGCUCUGGUCCAUAUGUUGCCCGAGGUACGGCUGCUGCUGCCCAAAUACGCCGAGGUGAUAUUCUGUGCCGGCUAUUUUCUAAUCUAUGCUGUGGAGGAGUUGGUGCAUCUCUGCCCGAGUGGCGGAGCAGGAGCUAGCGGUGGUGGUUUUCGGUGUAGACUAUUCAAUUGCUGCAGCGGGGAGUCCGUUUCGCUGAUUAGCAGAAGCAAUUCGAUUAGUGCAACUCACACGGAUAUCGAACAAUCCACCGCUCCCCCAUCCGACCCCAGUCCAGACCAGCAUGCUUCAACCGGAACCUUCAGCCUGCUGUUGGCUCUAUGUGUCCAUUCGCUGCUCGAGGGCCUAGCCAUCGGCGUUCAGAACUCAUCUGCCAAAGUGCUGCUGCUGCUGGGAGCCGUCAGUGCACACAAAUUUGUGGUCGCCUUCUGUCUGGGAGUGGAAGUAAGCUCUCACCAGUUGCAGCAGGGUGGCCGCCGCCAAUCCAGCAUGGUGCAGAUUGUGAUCUUUUCGCUGGGCUCGGUUUGCGGUAUCGCCAUCGGAAUGGCACUGGAUGGAUUGGACGAUACUUUUAACAGAGUGGUGAUACCGGUACUGCAAGCUGUUGCCGGCGGGACACUGCUGUAUGUGACGGUCAGCGAGGUGCUACCGCGAGAACGGAGCAAACGGAAGCCGGGAGCUGUGGUUGGAGCUUGGCAGUUGCUUGCGGUGAUCGCCGGAUUCAUUGUGAUGACUUUCUUGAGCAUGGUUAUAACGGAACAAUAAAUGUAGCU